Molecule: messenger RNA, 990 nt
Organism: Caenorhabditis bovis
Lineage: Eukaryota; Metazoa; Nematoda; Chromadorea; Rhabditida; Rhabditidae
Source: the annotation of a GenBank genome assembly
AUGCAGCCGGCGAAAAUUGUUCAGCAAAGGAACAGCGGGUUGAACGCUAGAAAAUGUGAGCGAUGUCGUAUUGCUUUGAAAGCCGAAGAAGAUUUCUUUAUUGUCGACUCUACUAAUUGGCAUGUCGAAUGUUUCAUGUGCGCACAGUGUAUGAUUCCGAUAGCGCAUGAAACAUUCUUCCAAAUCGGCAAUCGAUUGUACUGCGAGCAUGAUUUUCGAGCACUGUACUCGCCGAUUUGCUCGGUUUGUGACGAUUUCAUUGAUGGUCAAGUCAUUCGCGCGCUGAAUUCCAGCUUUCAUCCGAAAUGCUUCCGAUGCGAAUUCUGCGAUGGUUCGCUGUCGGAAGGUAUUUACAGGAAUGCCGGAAAAAUGAUAUGUUUCACCUGUAAUCAGUUGAUGCCCAAGGCGAAAAUCUAUAAUUGCAAAAAAUGUCAUCAAACGGUGGAUGACGAGGAUUUGUUGUUGAUCGAAUUCGACCCCUACCAUGCCUAUCACUUCAAUUGCACAAAUUGCGACGAGACAUUGACGAAUGAAGCGCGUCAGGCGAACAAGAAAUUGUUGUGCAAAAGAUGCUACGAUUUUCAGUGCGAGAUUUGUUUUGCGUGCAAAACGCCGAUCGAUCCGCUAAUUGAGAGAUCAACACUUGCCAUGGGCAAACAUUGGCACGUUGAGCAUUUUCGAUGCUCGAUUUGCGGAGUGCCAUUCCAUGGAAAAGAUUAUUUUGAGAAGAAUCAACAGCCAUAUUGUCGAAGUGAUUUUGCGGCGAUAACUGGAAUGAAAUGCUUCUAUUGCAAUUCGAUUCCGAAAGAGGAUGUGAUGAUUGACUAUUUUGGGAAGAAAUUCUGCAGGGGUUGCUAUCGAUGUAGAUUUUGUGACAAGCUUUUGAAAUAUAAAGAUAAAGUCGCUGAAUUUGACAUGUUGCCGGUUUGCAAGAAGUGCAUUGGCGGAAAGAACUUCCAGAAAAUGCUCAAAGAGCACAAAACUAGAUAA